This is a messenger RNA of Rhododendron vialii, 1596 nucleotides long. RefSeq lists its product as uncharacterized. Lineage: Eukaryota; Viridiplantae; Streptophyta; Magnoliopsida; Ericales; Ericaceae. The transcript has 6 exons. The coding region runs from base 34 to 1176 and encodes 380 amino acids. Gene Ontology annotation, biological process: protein transport. The record is from RefSeq and is a predicted model, not a curated record.
AUCUAUCCUCGGUGUAGCAAAAGUCGCGUCUCUAUGUUCUACAGCUCAGACGGAAAAGUCACCUUUGGAUUCCUCCCUCCAUUGUUCAAUCGAUCAAAUUCACUCCUGCAAAUCCUACAAUCACCCAGAUCAAGAACUAGGGUUUUUAUCCGCAGAUUACCAUCCGUGGUCUCAGUUAGGGCUUCGAUGUCGCUACUGAAUCAACUCUUCAGCAGAGGCAUCCUCGGCGCAAAAUGUAAAACAUGCUUGACCUUGGCAAUCUCCCGUAUGAAGUUGCUGCAAAACAAGAGGGAUAUGCAGCUCAAACUUAUGCGCAAGGAGAUAGCUCAGUUUCUUCAGGCUGGUCAAGAACCUAUAGCUCAAAUAAGGGUGGAGCAUGUCAUACGGGAACAAAACAUAUGGUCUGCGUACGAAAUCUUGGAGUUGUUCUGUGAGUUUAUUCUUGCACGUGUACCCAUUCUUGACGGCCAGAGGGAGUGCCCUUCAGAAUUGCUUGAGGCUGUUGCAAGCAUAAUAUUUGCGGCUCCCAGAUGUUCAGAUGUUCCAGAUUUGUUGCAUGUGAGGAACUUAUUUGCUGCCAAAUAUGGGAAGGAGUUCACAGCAGGUGCUACUGAGCUUCGGCCAGAUACCAGUGUCAACCGUACAAUAAUCGAGAAACUAUCGGUCACUGCUCCAUCUGCUGCAGUAAAGCUUAAGGUAUUGAAGGAUGUUGCAGAAGAGUACAAUGUGGAGUGGGAUUCCUCCAAAACUGAAGCAGAAUUCAGUAAAAAGCCCGAAGAUCUAUUGAAUGGACCCAAGCAAGUAUACGGAGGCCCGGCACUUUCUCAAGCACCGGCCAAACACGGUCGUCCUGAAUAUUCAACUUCUAUCAAAGCAGCACAUCCAACUAUCUCUGCACAGAGGAAAGAAGACCCAGAGUUUCAUCAAUCUCCAAGCCCCGGCAACAUCACUUCCUUGUUGGGUCAGGAUGGGGUAAUUAAGUCAACAAACAGGAAUGAGAAUCCAACACCAGCUAAUGAUCUAAAAAGGGAUGCAAGGCCGCAAUCAUCUGAAAUAUUGGAGAAAGCUCGGACCGCUAUUGCUGCUGCAGAGCGUGCAACAGCUACUGCCCGUGCAGCUGCGCAAUUGGCCAACGUGAAAUUCGGCACACCCAAACUUGAAGAACAGAAGAGCUAGAAGGGCGAGAUAAAGUGAUUUUGCAUUAACGACCCAUCAUAAUUUUACUGCAACAGUAUGUCCUCUCUCAAGAAAGCAGAAAAUGUGAGUUGAUGUUGGUAAUAUACUCUUGACUCUCUUGGUUUAUGAAAAGUGUAUAUCCCGCUGUGAAUUAUUGAACCUGGGGUUAUUAUGUCAUUUCGGUGCUGGUCAACCAAACCAAACUGAGCUUUAUGUCCCAAUCAUUUGGGGUCGGCUACAUGAAUCCUUUUCCUCCAUUCCGGUGCCAUUCAAAAAAAAAAAUUUAUGUCAGUCAGUGCUGCUGUAUCUUAUUAUGUUUUUUACAAUAUGAGAAGUCCUAUACAUGGACCACAAUGUAUACAUACGUAAAUCUCUCGGGCGAUCUUUUCCAAGGUUAACUACUGGUAUUACUCUUUUUUA